AUGGCCCAGUCCGCAGCGGAAGGGAAGAUCAGCUUCCAUGCCCUGCUCCUCGCCAAUGAGCAGCGCAGUGCCUAUGGUCUGCGAUACAACGACUAUGAACGUUACAGGAAGCACUGUGCCAAUAGGACACACCGCUUGCGGUCAUCGCUGAAAACGACGCACGGCAAAGGUCGAGAAUUCAAGAAACUGCCUCCGCUGAAAACCGACGCGAUCAAGGAGGGACACCUGCAGUUGCUCCUAUUCGAAGCGGAGCGAGCAUGGGUCUACUCUCAAGAGCUAUCCGCUCAAGCUGUGCAGACAGAAGCCCACCCGAAAAGUGCAGCAGCCAAGGGACACGACACCCCGUCCACCCUCCGCCGACACGCCACGAGCCGUCUCCGCCGUGCGGUAAACUGGUCCACUCAGCUGCUCUCGCAUUGCCAGGCCCUGUACACCAUUGAUCGCCUGAGCCCAGAGGACGUCGUUCAAGUGACAGUAUACACUCUCAUCGUGAAUGGCCGCUUUUUGCGGCACCGCUACGACUAUGAAGACGCUCUCGCCCAGCUCAGCGUCGCGCGCAGCCUGCUCGAUGCGCUUGCAGCCAAAGCUGCGACCAGCCGCGAUCAGGCGCUUGCGACCGCCUUUGCAGACGAGAUCGGCCCCGAAAUCAGCAACAGGCCGCGCAAGGAGCACGUCGACGCGCGUCUCUUCCCUGCGAUCGUCAAGCUGCUCGACACGGUCGUGCAGAGCUUGGACCAGAUGCGCACGCUCACGAUCGUGGACGAGAGCCCGGACCUCGCGUCGGCCGUCGACGCGCGGCUGUCGUUCACCAAGGCGCGCCGGUGCCGCUACCUCGCGCGGUCUUACGCCCCGCAGAAGCGCUACGCGGAGGCGCUCACCCUGACGCAGCACGCGAAUCUGCACCUGCGCGAGGCGCGCUCCAUCCUGUCCGUCAUCGCCGAGACAGACCCUAUCACGGCAGGCGCACGGGUGUUUUACACACUGACGGCUCCGGAUGUCGACGGGCUGGAGGGCGAGGUCGCGGCCGACAGCCUGCAGUAUAAGAAGGACUGGUUUGCGUUCAACGGCGGCUCGCUCGGCACAGACAGUAAGACGUAUAAGAAGCCGCUAUUCUUCGACAUUGCGCUUAACUAUGUUGAACUGGAUAUGGAGCGGUUGCAGGAGCGGGCAGGCAAGAAGCCUGUGGCUGCAAAGGUUGCGCCACAAGCGCAUAGAAGACGGCACCGUCGAGAGCCCGGGUAG
Messenger RNA from Postia placenta MAD-698-R-SB12, 1242 nucleotides. RefSeq lists its product as hypothetical. The transcript has 6 exons. Lineage: Eukaryota; Fungi; Basidiomycota; Agaricomycetes; Polyporales; Adustoporiaceae. Gene Ontology annotation, cellular component: signal recognition particle, endoplasmic reticulum targeting. The record is from RefSeq and is a predicted model, not a curated record. Gene Ontology annotation, molecular function: 7S RNA binding; endoplasmic reticulum signal sequence receptor activity; signal recognition particle binding. Bases 1 to 1242 code for a protein of 413 amino acids. Gene Ontology annotation, biological process: SRP-dependent cotranslational protein targeting to membrane.